Aquila chrysaetos chrysaetos is the source of this 4453-nucleotide messenger RNA. It is a transcript of the gene TMC2, whose product is annotated as transmembrane channel like 2. Gene Ontology annotation, biological process: vestibular reflex; detection of mechanical stimulus involved in sensory perception of sound. NCBI's taxonomy places the organism in Eukaryota, Metazoa, Chordata, Aves, Accipitriformes, Accipitridae. The coding region runs from base 580 to 3366 and encodes 928 amino acids. The record is from RefSeq and is a predicted model, not a curated record. Gene Ontology annotation, cellular component: plasma membrane. The transcript has 21 exons. Gene Ontology annotation, molecular function: mechanosensitive monoatomic ion channel activity.
AGCUGCUCCCACAGAGUUCUUUGACAUAGAUGUCUUUGCUUGUGUUCCUCAAAAUUGCAAGAAAUUGUAAUAAAAAUGGAUCCAGCUGAAUCAGGCUGGUAAGAAACUGAAGGGAUUGAAGAAGAGCAGCCUGAACUCCGUCCUGCCAGCUGCUGCUGGUAAUAAAUACAGCAAUGAAGUCUGCUUCUGUGAAGAAGAGGUUGGACUUUAUCUGUAGAGACCUGGGAGGGCCCCUCAGACAGACCAACCGACUGACCAAGAUGCUUUUAGAAGGUGUAAAUCUGUCCAAGCAGCUUUGGAGGGGCCUGAAGUUUUGAAUGGAGAAGGGAGAAGAAGGGAAAGCGCUUGGGUGGGCUGAGGCAGAGCCCGGGUCUUCCCUGCCUCUCCCACCCCUCCCUGCCCUCCCCUGCCCACAUGGCUUGCAAGCAAGAGGUCACCGAUGGCUGGAUGUGCCCGUCUGUCUGCAAUGCCAAGGAGACAAGCUUAUGGGCACUAGAAGAGAGAGUAACCUGUCUAUGAUUGGGGUGUCCGUGCACUGCAUAGGAGCUACGGUGUCUGUGCAAAAGACAGGAGGCUGUCAUGGGGAAGAAAAAGAAAUGUGCUUUACAAGUCAUCAUGGAACAUGCCGGAAUAGAGAUUGAUGGACAAGUCGAAAGUGACACAGAGAGUGAAGAAGAUGAUGUAAAGGACAAGACACCUAAGAAACAGCCCCUCAGGGAAACCGGCAGAGCAAGCAGACUUGAAAGGAAAAAGCAAGAGAAAGACAAAGAAGAUGAGAGCAUAGAGGAAGACAGCUGUAGCCAACAAAACAGAGCUUCUAGGAGAAAAAACUACCAAAGAAAAAACAGUGAUGGAAAAAAGGCAGGAGAGGAAGGAAGCCAGCAGAGAGAGAGAGGCAAAAAGGCUCCUACCAAAGAUCAAAAGGAGUCAGAAAACAAAGAAAAGAAAACAAACAAGAAAGCGAAGGAGGGGGAGAACAAACAGAAGAAAGGCAGGAGAAACAGUACUACUUCUGCUUCUUCCAACUCAUCCGACGAGGAGUCACUGUCAGAGGAAGAGCUCGCGAUGCUGAUGGAGCAAGUGGAGCAAAAGAAAAAACUGAUUUCCACCAUGAGGAACAAGCCCUGGAGGAUGGUGAAGAAGCUCUCAGUGCUCAGGGAGGCGCAAGCUUUUGUAGAGAAGUUUGAAGGAGCUCUGGGAAAAGGGAAGGGCAAAAAGUUCUACGCGUAUAAGAUGAUGAUGGCAAAGAAAUGGGUGAAAUUUAAGAGAGACUUUGACAAUUUUAAAACCCAGUGCAUACCCUGGGAGAUGAAGAUAAAAGAAGUGGAGAGUCACUUUGGCUCCUCAGUUGCUUCCUACUUCAUAUUUCUGCGGUGGAUGUAUGGAAUGAAUCUUGUCCUUUUUGGGUUAAUAUUUGGACUGGUUAUAAUUCCGGAGGUCCUGAUGGGAAUGCCAUAUGGGAGCAUGCCAAGGAAAACUGUACCCCGGGCUGAACAAGCAACAGCUAUGGAUUUUUCAGUACUUUGGGAUUUUGAGGGCUACAUCAAAUACUCGGCGCUCUUUUAUGGCUACUACAACAACCAGCGGACCAUCGGCUGGUUAAAAUACAGGCUACCGAUGGCAUAUUUCAUGGUUGGGAUCAGCGUAUUCGGUUACAGCCUGAUGGUUGUUAUAAGAUCGAUGGCACGCAAUGCCAAUGAAAGUACAGCAGACGGAGAUGAUGACAACUUCAUUUUCAGCUGGAAAAUGUUCACCAGCUGGGACUACCUCAUUGGCAACCCAGAGACAGCGGACAACAAGUUUGCAUCCAUCACCACCAGCUUCAAGGAGUCUAUCGUAGACGAGCAAGAAAGCAACAAGGAUGAGAACAUCCACCUGAGGAGGUUCCUGCGGGUUUUGGCCAACGUCCUCAUCAUAUGCUGCUUGUGUGGGAGUGGCUACCUCAUUUAUUUUGUGGUGAAACGCUCCCAGACGUUUUCCAAAAUGCAAAAUGUUGGGUGGUAUGAAAGAAAUGAGGUUGAAAUUGUAAUGUCCUUGCUGGGCAUGUUUUGCCCUCCACUGUUUGAAACCAUUGCUGCGCUAGAAAAUUACCAUCCCCGCAUCGGGCUGAAAUGGCAGCUGGGGCGGAUCUUCGCACUCUUCCUUGGGAACCUCUACACGUUUUUGUUGGCCUUGAUGGAUGAUGUCAACGAAAAACUGGCUGAAGAGGACGUGGUGAAGAACGUCACGCACUGGACACUGCUUGGCCACCACAACUCGUCCGCAGGGAACAGCAGCACAGCCACCCCACCUCCCCUUGAUCCUGCAGACGUGCCCAGGGGACCCUGCUGGGAGACAACCGUUGGCAUUGAAUUCGUAAGGCUUACCGUGUCUGAUAUCCUGGUUACCUACAUAACCAUCCUGGUGGGAGAUUUCAUCCGAGCUUGCUUCGUUAGAUUUGUGAAUUACUGUUGGUGCUGGGACCUAGAGGCUGGAUUUCCAUCCUAUGCUGAGUUUGACAUUAGCGGCAACGUUUUGGGUUUGAUCUUCAACCAGGGAAUGAUUUGGAUGGGAUCCUUUUACGCACCAGGGCUUGUGGGUAUAAACGUGCUGCGCUUGUUAACCUCCAUGUAUUUUCAGUGCUGGGCUGUUAUGAGUAGCAACGUCCCUCAUGAACGAGUCUUCAAAGCAUCCAAGUCUAAUAAUUUUUACAUGGGACUUUUGCUUUUGAUCCUGUUUCUCAGCCUCCUGCCUGUGGCUUACACAAUCAUGUCCUUGCCUCCCUCCUUUGACUGCGGACCAUUCAGUGGAAAGAAAAGGAUGUAUGAAGUCAUUCAAGAGACCAUCGAGCUUGAUUUCCCACUUUUUGUUGCCAAGAUCUUCAGCUAUGUGGCAAAUCCAGGACUGAUCAUACCUGCAAUUCUGCUCAUGGUCCUCGCCAUCUAUUACCUAAACGCUGUGGCUGAAGCAUACCAGCACGCCAAUGCAGAGCUGAAGAAGAAAAUGCAAAUGCAACGUGAAGAGGAGAAAAACAAGAGAAACAACAAAGCCAGCACUAACCCCAUGCUGCAAGAUCUGGAGGAUUUACUUACACCAAGUGCAAAGAGUGAAAGUCACCCCAAACAAGCAGAAGACGAGAAAAGAGAGUCUCCUAAUAGAACCAGCCCUGUCGGGAAAGGAGGCAAAGCAGCAGCCCCGGACGGCAGCCCCAUGACUGCUGGGAGAGGAGCAGCAUUCACCCUGCCACCGCACGUGUUUGUGACACAGCCACCAAGCCUGGGUGUCCGGGCACCUUACCCUGGCCAGCCCAGGCCAAGGGGGCACCCACCGGGACCAGUCCCUGGAAGGGGUAGAGGGCAGCCACGCUACUCACGUGCUGCUCAAUAAGCUCAGCAAUGUUUCUCCUGUUUGACGUUAAAAUAGAGGUGCUGCGUGAACUAUAGUAGUUUUAGUAAGAAAUUAUUACUGUACGUUGGUCAUCUACUCAUGAUGGUCUGUACCUAUCCAACACUGACUAUCUGAGCCAGCUUUGUUUAGAAGCUUAGUAGUGCUUUGGAGUUGUAACCCCCAAUGGCUGCGCUGAUUUUAAUCACAAAGGAAAUAGGAGGCGGUCAGGAUGAAAAUCAGCCGUAGCAUCGCUAAACUACUACAUACAGGACAGAGCCCCAUGGCCACUAACAGCAGCACGGUGAGCUCGCUCUGUGGCAUGAGUGCUUGCCAGUUCCUUCAAAGGCUUCUUCAGUUAAUAAAAGUAGUGUGAGUUUACCUGUCAUUUCAGCAAAGGGGUUUGGGGGUUUUUUUUCUGUCCCUCUACAUGAGGAAUUAAGUAUUCUUUUAAAAAGUGAGUGUCCCUGUCCAGCUGCACGGCAGCUGCUACCCAGAGUAGAGGACUCCUACUAGACCAGCAUAGGAAGAGGUUUUGUCCGCCACGUUUUGUCGUUUGUGAUAGCUUUCCUCCAGUCUACCUCCUCCAAACUUUCAUCUUUUUGUUUCAACCCCGCUGUGUGUACCACCACCACUUUCUCUGGGUUCCUGCUCUGCUCCUCUUUUCAUAGUCUAUCAGUAGUAGCUUGCACCAUUAUUUCAAUCCCUAGAUACAACUCCUAAUUUAGUAACACCACCCAGGACAACUGAGAGACUAAAAGUGUUUUGGCCUAAUUUCCAAUUAUAACCAGUUAGAAAUUUCUGGUGCAAUUUAAGGAUCAUAUCUUCCAGAUCUACAGGACUUCUCAGGACUCCAUGGCAGGGCUUCUCUGAGUUGACCUGCUCUUCAACACCUACAGUUUCUUCCUGUUGUUGACACAAACCCAUUCUGGCCACCUUUGAUCUGGUGUUUACACGUGUGUUGUUGUUCUUCAUAAAAAUUUCUGUAAAAAAUAAACUCAUGUUCUUCAGUAAAAACAAAACCAUAAAUAUAGCUAGUUACAAUUCCACUACAGUUGGGAUAUUUGGGAUUAAAGGUUCUCACCUUGAA